CUUAUGGUUCAUUCCGCUCAUAAGUUCCUAACUUAUAAGGCGGGCCAUGGGUAGUACUAGAACACGAUGCAGAUUUGUGGUCCAGAUCGUCACAAGUAUCUAGCUUAUUGUACGCCAUUUUCAUUGAGAAUUCAGAACUUCAGUCCUAGAACUUCGGGGACUCUUCAUAAUAGAUAUCACCACAAGAGCGGUAACAUUAUCACGGUCCGCGGCCGCAUUAACCAUGUCCAACAAACCAGCAAUCAUUAUCAUCUCUGGAGCUUUCGGGACUCCCAAGAGCUACGGAAAGCUUGCCACUGCGCUCGAGUCAGACGGCUACGAGGUCCACGUCCCUCAAAUUCCCACGAACAGCGAAAUCCGUCCACCAACCGCAGGCCUAGCGGAAGACACGGCUUUCAUCCGCAGCUACGUCAAGGGUCUUGUCACUGCAGGGCGCAAUGUCGUAGCCAUCGGCCAUUCGUGGGGCGGUCAACUCAUGAGCAAUGCCUUGUGUGGACUUGGCCUCAAGGCUCGCUCUGCCCAAGGCCUGGAGGGCGGCGUCAGCGCCCUGGUCUACAUGGCCGCCUUCGCCCUGCCCAAGGGAACGUCUACCUUUGGAAAGCUUUGUGAAUUUGGCGCUUCGGCGGAUGAUGCGCACCUGUUGUUCGAUAUGGCCGAAGAUGGAACCAUUGUUCUGAGGGACUCCAAACAUGAACCGUUCUUGGGUCUUAGGGAGCCUGGAAUUGAAGAGUCCGAGAUUGAGGCGUAUAUCCAGACUUGUAGCCGCUGGAAUGGAAGAGCUAUGACAGAACCUCUAAAGAAUGAGGCGUGGAGAGAGAUCCCGGUUGCUUAUAUCCACACCACGAAGGACGCGGCUGUCCCUUAUGCCGUACAGCAGAGCAUGGUUGAGGCCGUGGAAAAGGCAGGCCAUCAUGUCCGCACCUUCACUCUUGAGAGUGCUCACUCUCCCUACUUUACCGCCACGAGCGGGGUAGUUGACGCCAUCAAUAAGAUAAUUUUGUCUGAUGGUCCAGCUUAA
Messenger RNA from Diaporthe batatas, 1018 nucleotides. RefSeq lists its product as uncharacterized. NCBI's taxonomy places the organism in Eukaryota, Fungi, Ascomycota, Sordariomycetes, Diaporthales, Diaporthaceae. The transcript has a single exon. The record is from RefSeq and is a predicted model, not a curated record. The coding region runs from base 224 to 1018 and encodes 264 amino acids.